CGUACCAACCUACGAGGCACCAAAGCGCAGCAGAACACUCCGAUCUCACGGUAAACUUCCAACUAUUUCGCCGUGAAAUUAUUUCUCCGAAAUUAAAAAAUAAAAGCAACAACUGGAGCCAAGGAGACUUUUUCCCGGAGUCCUGUGUUGUUAAUCAUCACACCUGAAACGGAUGAGAAGAAACUAAAAAUCCCCUUUCCUGCGGCCGAGGAGUGUGUUACUGGGAUUUAGGGGGGAUACAAGAAAAGUGAAGCCGGAGGAUUAAAGCGGCUCAGGUUGGGAAGAUGCCGGAGGACGUGCAGCAAACGGGGUGAAGCUGCCCGGCGCGCAGUCCCCUUCCCCGGCUGCACGGACGCGCCACAGUCCGCGCCACAGUCCGCUCCCCCGCCGCUGCUGGAGAGACAUUUCUGCGCUCCCGUCUCUCCUCGUUUGUCCGUCAUCGUCACCACUCUCCUUGGAAUAAAAACACAGCCUUCAUCAUCCUUUUUUCCUUCAGAGAGAUUUUACUACAAAAACUUUUGUGUUUGACUAAUGGAUCGGCCCCCGCGCGCCUCCUCUACGGGUGGGAUGUGGCGGCUGUGAACGGGACGCAGCAGAGCGGUGAUGGUGUGACAGGCAGGACAUGCACACCCGCAGUUUUCAACGCAGGAGUUUCACAUCUGGUAAACUGGGCCAGUCAGCAGCAGGAUCAGGAUGAGAAGAUGGCUGACUGUGUGUUUCCAAUGGGACCAGAGAGUUUUCAGCGCUUCACGCCGGACUCCCUGGCGGCCAUCGAGCAGCGCAUCGCCCAGGAGGAGGCCCGGCACGGCAAACAGUACCAGGAGGACCUGGGUGACGUGGAGUUCCCCCAGCCUCGGCCCGACUUGGAGGCUGGAAAACAGCUGCCGCGCAUCUUUGCUGACAUCCCGUCUCAUCUGGUGGGCGUCCCCCUGGAAGACAUUGACCCGUACUACAGAGAUAAGAGGACCUUCAUAGUCCUGAACAAAGGGAAGGCCAUCUUCCGUUUCAGUGCCACCUCAGCUCUCUACAUCUUCAGCCCUUUCCAUCCCAUCCGCAGAAUCGCCAUCAAGAUCCUGGUCCACUCAUAUCCUUACACACACACACACACACACACACACACACUCUGUGUACUGUAUGCAUCUUUACUGUCUGAUCUGCUGCUGACUGCUGCAGGGGGUCAGAGGCUGUUAACAGAGUUUGUCAAAGUAGGGAACCUGCAGGCCCUGAGAACCUUUAGAGUGCUGAGAGCCCUGAAAACUAUCUCAGUCAUCCCAGGAACAGCUUUGACCAUCUGGUUUCUCCUUAAAAGUCAGAGUCUGUGGCCUGAAGUUCGACUGUUGUCGUCCAGCCUGGCCUGUCUCUACUGCCUGUCUGUCUCUCUCUCUCUCUCCCUCUGUGUCAACUCGUUAUCGUUCAGUGUGGUCAUACCCCUCUGUGUGUGUCUGUUUUUGUGCUUCUGUCUCCCUGCUUGUUGCAGAUAUGUGACUGAGUUUGUGGACCUGGGUAAUGUGUCAGCCUUAAGGACGUUCAGGGUGCUACGAGCCCUGAAAACCAUCUCUGUCAUCCCAGGCCUGAAGACCAUCGUCGGCGCUCUGAUCCAGUCUGUGAAGAAGCUGGCGGACGUGAUGAUCCUCACCGUCUUCUGCCUGAGCGUCUUCGCCCUCAUUGGCCUGCAGCUCUUCAUGGGGAACCUACGGCACAAAUGCAUCCGCAACACAACUCAGUGCAUUAAUGACAGCCUGAGAAACACUACCUUCUACUGCAACAACAGGACGUGGGCCUCCCUGGAUGACUUCGAGAAUAACGAGGACAACUUCUACAAGGCGGAUGGAGCCAAAGAUGCCUUAAUCUGUGGGAACAGCACUGAUGCAGGAAAGUGUCCAGAUGGGUUCAACUGUCUGAAGGUCGGAAAGAACCCCAACUACGGCUACACCAGCUUUGACACUUUUGGCUGGGCCUUCCUGUCCCUGUUCCGCCUCAUGACACAAGACUACUGGGAAAACCUCUACCACCAGACUCUGCGUUCGGCCGGAAAGACCUACAUGGUGUUUUUCGUGGUGGUGAUAUUCCUGGGCUCCUUCUACCUGGUGAACCUCAUCCUGGCCGUGGUCGCAAUGGCGUAUGAAGAGCAGAAUCAGGCGACCAUUGCAGAGGCCUGCCAGAAGGAGCGGGAGUUCCAGCAGGCCAUGGAGAAGCUAAAGAAAGAGCAGCAGGUUGCCUCACAAAAAAUUCUUGACUCGGACUCGAUGAGGCACCUUCCAGCCCACCAUCGGACAGCUGGCAAGAGCGGAGGCAGAGCCAAGUGCUGCCGCUCCACCCACUCCUCGCUCGUUCGUUUUCCACAAGGACUCGGCGAAGCAGUCAGGUGUCCUCCAUCUUCAACUUUCGUCUGA
Molecule: messenger RNA, 2393 nt
Organism: Monopterus albus (swamp eel)
Lineage: Eukaryota; Metazoa; Chordata; Actinopteri; Synbranchiformes; Synbranchidae
Product: sodium channel protein type 3 subunit alpha-like
Exons: 12
Coding region: 702-2393 (563 amino acids)
Biological process (GO): neuronal action potential; membrane depolarization during action potential; sodium ion transmembrane transport
Cellular component (GO): voltage-gated sodium channel complex; plasma membrane
Molecular function (GO): voltage-gated sodium channel activity
Source: RefSeq, a predicted model, not a curated record